AUGCAGGCUGACGGGGGCUCCGGUGGCGUAACAGAAACCCUGUUCGUAAUUUCUUUCAGACACCAAAUUCUCAAUCCCCGAGUCUCGAUCGGUGCUCGCCAUCGCCAGUCACCUCUCCAAGCUUUAAAACAGGGAAAAUUCAUGGGCAGAAAAGCAGGAACCUUGUUCAUCAACCCGAAGAAAUUCGGUAAUCUCCAAAAACCUUGCGCAAGAGAAAUGAUUUCGUUCCUUAACUGCUUAGCUUUGAGUCAACAAGGUAACGACUCAAAAUGCAGCCGACAAAAAUCGCUACUGAGUACUUGCAUGGAUGCUCAGUCCAGCGGUAAAAGAAAGCCGUGGGGUAGCAUUAAUUAUCACCUGCAGAGGCUGAGCAGGGGAAGGAAGUAG
This is a messenger RNA of Striga hermonthica, 387 nucleotides long. NCBI's taxonomy places the organism in Eukaryota, Viridiplantae, Streptophyta, Magnoliopsida, Lamiales, Orobanchaceae. The record is from the annotation of a GenBank genome assembly.